AUGCUCCGCCUCUCCUCAUCGCUGUGUCCCUUCUGCGAAGCGCGAGCACUCGCCAGGACCUUCUACCCAUCAUGGCAACCUUCACGCUCAGCGGCGACGCUGCAAAAGCGCAAACCGUCGCGCAUGAUCCUCUCAUCGACCGUCAAGAGAGGCCCGCCUCCUGUAGCAGAUGGUGGAAGAGCAACGUCCAAGCCAAAGAGCCGCAAUAGCCCCUUUGGUGGAAUGAACGUCACAGAGGUCCCGCGAACUCUACAGGCCCCCAGUCGAAGCCAGGCAUCGCGAACAGAGCGAAGGAGAACAUCUCGAACGCAGCCCGCGACAUCCUCAUCACGACGAAAAGAUGACAGAAAGUCAAAGGACCCCAUGCACGCGCUCAAGAUGCAGCGCAGUCUCGCGAAUGUCUCCUACGAGAAACGAGGCCGGAUCAAGAAUGCCAUCAUGGAGCGCGAUUCUUUCGGCGAGUUCGAGUUGCUGCCGGUAGUCAAAGAGUCCAUCCCUACGCAGGCGUUGGGAAGGGUGACGGACGUACAUCCCACGCCGGUACAACGGCUGGCUAUCCCUGCGCUGCUUGGGAUGGAAGAGAACAAGCCGAGGAGAAGACGGCUUGGAAGGACAGAUCAGGAGAAGCAAAUGGAGCAGUUCCUACUAGCCGCAGAGACCGGCUCCGGCAAAACAUUAGCCUACCUCCUCCCCGUCAUCGACGCCCUCAAACGCGCCGAACUCGCCGGCUCCGGCCCCCAAGACCGCAAAGCCCGCCUCGCCAUGACCUCCAUGCCCACCCGAGCCGGCAAGCUCUUCGACAUCGCCCCUCCCUCCUCCACCGAGCCCGACGAAGACACCGCCCGCCCCCGCGCCAUCAUCCUCGUCCCCACCUCCGAGCUCGUCGAGCAAGUCGGCGCCCUCGUGAAAUCCCUCUCCCACACCGUCAAAUUCCGCGCCGCUCUGCUCAGCAGCGCCUACACCGGCAAAAUGAUCCGCUCCCGCCUCUUCACCACGUCCGGCAUCGACGUCGUCGUCACAACCCCCCACCUCCUCCACAGCAUCACCGAGUCCGACCCCAACGUCCUCUCCCGCGUCACCCACCUCGUCAUCGACGAAGCCGACAGUCUGCUCGAUCGUAGCUUCGCGCCCACCACGAGCGGCAUCAUCGACCGCGCGAGCCCGAGCUUGAACCAACUCAUCCUCUGCUCUGCCACCAUCCCGCGAAGUCUGGAUAAAUACCUCGAGCGUCGCUUCCCCGCCAUCAAACGCCUCGUCACGCCCAACCUGCACGCGAUUCCGCGGAGAGUCCAGCUUAGUGUGGUGGACAUCGACAAAGUGCCGUUCCAAGGGAACAGGAACCUCGCCUGUGCGCAGGUGAUCUGGGAUAUCGGCAAAGAGGGCGCGGGCGCUCCUGAAGAUGGUGGUGAAGGGGAACCGCAAGCGCGAGAGAAGAAAAUCGUCGUCUUCGUCAACGAGCGCGAGAAGAGCGUCGAGUUGGCGCAGUACUUGCGUUCCAAAGGCGUGAACGCCCUGGCGUUGUCGCGGGAUAGCAAUGAGCGGAGAUCCGACAACGUGCUGGCUUCCUUCACCAAUAUGCCGCAACUCCCUGCUCCCGCUUCCGCCAUCGCAGCGCCAGCAUCCGCUUCCGGCGCGGGUUCGGGGACCUACACCCCCAACGCCCCAUUCCUCAGCUCCAUCAACCCGCCCACACCUCCCCAGCAACCCGCUAAACCCCUUUCCCCUGGCCCCCGUCCCCCAUUACCUGGGACGCAAGUCCUAGUAACAACCGACCUGUCCUCCCGCGGCAUCGACACCCUCCCAGUAAAGCACGUUAUCCUAUUUCAUCCACCGCUUGGGCAGAGUCGGGAGGCUAGGGAGGAGAGGAAGGGGGGUGGUGUUGGUGGGGAAGGGGGAUAG
This is a messenger RNA of Saxophila tyrrhenica, 1899 nucleotides long. RefSeq names its product RNA helicase (gene MRH4). NCBI's taxonomy places the organism in Eukaryota, Fungi, Ascomycota, Dothideomycetes, Mycosphaerellales, Extremaceae. The transcript has 2 exons. The record is from RefSeq and is a predicted model, not a curated record. Gene Ontology annotation, molecular function: ATP binding; mRNA binding. The coding region runs from base 1 to 1899 and encodes 632 amino acids.